Westerdykella ornata is the source of this 1288-nucleotide messenger RNA. RefSeq lists its product as uncharacterized. The coding region runs from base 256 to 1158 and encodes 300 amino acids. NCBI's taxonomy places the organism in Eukaryota, Fungi, Ascomycota, Dothideomycetes, Pleosporales, Sporormiaceae. The transcript has 6 exons. The record is from RefSeq and is a predicted model, not a curated record.
GUUUCACUUCCAGCCUUACAUUUAUUAACUGCAUGUACAACAAAUAGCGUUAAUAACUAUUUCCCGGGUUGGAAGAAGUGGAUUAAAUGAGUUAUCCAGGAACUGGACAGGUUUCCGCUCUGGAGAAACAUCACAUGGGAUCUUCAUCUCUGGAAGGUAUGCUGUGCGGGUAUUCCGCCAGCUAGAAACUAUAUAAACAUGGGAAGGUAGAGGAUUUGACAAGAUGCCAAAUAACUCUUGCUAUCUGACGGCAACAUGGCGCUACGCUUGACGUUUGCUGCGCUUGCAGCCGUCCUACAAAUAGUCAACGGCCACUUUACUUUCGUCCGAUUGAAAGCCGAUGGAGAAUGGAAGGAACCACUGCAGUACAUCAGAAAUAAGACGUCUCCGUACGAUGAGUGGAAGUACGUCGACUCGAACUUCCUCUACCGAUACUACAACUGGCCCACCUAUUACGUUGACCGCCCAGAAUCCGUCCGAUGUGGUCGCGGCAACAUGGAUCAUGCCAAUGCCACCGAAGUUCUCAAAGUGAGGGCUGGCGACACUAUUGAGAUAGCGCAGCAUCGUGGGGACCCAAGUGAAUGGACAGAAGACGAUUUCAAGAAUUGUCCGGAUAACCGAGGCACCUGUUAUCAUAAAGAGGGAUGGAACAUGGACUUCAACCAUCCCGGUCCGCUCGUGGUGCAUCUAUCCAAAGUACCUGAAGGGCAAGACAUACACACCUACGACGGCACUGGUGACUGGGUCAAGAUCCAUUCGCGCGGAUUGGCGAACACCAAAGACAGGCCUCUCAACUGGGAGCUGUACCGCGCCGAUCCUCCUCAUCUCGAAUUCAAAAUCCCACCCCAAACACCUGCAGGCAAAUACCUCAUGCGCAUGGACGUUGUUUGGUCCGGUUUGACCAACCAAUAUAUAAAGAUCGGCGAGCCCGGUAGCCUGGCUCAGAUGUACCCGAGUUGUGCCCAUCUGGAUAUCCAGAGCGAUUCAAGGGCGCCUUUCCCAGCGGGUGUGAAGAUUCCUGACAUUUUCGCCCCGGAGGCACCUGGCAUGGUGACUUCGUCGGAAAUGGCCAAUAGAUUGCAGCUCGAUGCUAAUUAUACCUAUCCUGGAGGUCCGUUGUGGGAUGGUGAGAAAUUCAUUGAAGACAAGCCAGUUUGAAGCCGUGUCUCGCCAGGUUUGGUGCUACUUAGCGUCCCAUUUGCUUCACGUCUUUGCGUUAGUUGGCAGAUGUGAGGUACCACAACUGUCUCCAACAAGGGCACUUUUUAAGAAACAAGUAACUCUUAUC